Molecule: messenger RNA, 873 nt
Organism: Conger conger (European conger)
Lineage: Eukaryota; Metazoa; Chordata; Actinopteri; Anguilliformes; Congridae
Gene: rnd1b
Product: Rho family GTPase 1b
Exons: 5
Coding region: 124-822 (232 amino acids)
Biological process (GO): small GTPase-mediated signal transduction
Molecular function (GO): GTPase activity; GTP binding
Source: RefSeq, a predicted model, not a curated record
GCGCCAGAAGAGACAGUAGUACGCAGAAACGCGGUGGCUGUUAAAGGAUCUGCGCGUAAAUUUCCCCUUGUCUUGUGUUGGUUUUAAUUGUACUGUCGUUUUCAAAAUAUAUAAAAAACCACGAUGAAGGAGAGGAGAAACACGCAACCUCUGGUGGUUAGAUGCAAAUUGGUGCUAGUUGGGGAUGUUCAAUGCGGAAAAACGGCAAUGUUGCAAGUAUUAGCCAAAGACUGCUACCCAGAGACAUACGUGCCAACAGUGUUUGAAAACUACACAGCCAGUCUGGAGCUGGAAGAGCAGCGCGUGGAACUGAGUCUAUGGGACACAUCAGGUUCCCCGUACUACGACAACGUGAGGCCGCUCUGCUACAGCGACUCGGACGCCGUGCUGCUCUGCUUCGACGUGAGCCGGCCCGACGCUGCGGACAGCGCGCUGAAGAAGUGGAAGACAGAAAUCCUGGACUUCUGCCCAAACACACGUGUUCUUCUUGUCGGCUGCAAGAUAGACCUGCGCACAGAUGUCUGCACACUGCUGGAACUGUCCAAUCAGAAGCUGACACCCGUAUCUCAAGAGCAGGGUGUCGCCAUGGCGAAGCAGCUGGGGGCGGAGCCGUACCUGGAGUGCUCAGCCUUCACCUCGGAGAAGAGCGUCCACAGCAUCUUCCGCACGGCCGCCCUGGCCUGCGUCAACAAGCUGCAGGCCCCGCCCAAACCCAGUCCCGCCCGCCGCCUCUCCAAGAGACUGCUGCACCUGCCCAGCACCACCGAGCUGCUCACCUCCACCUUCCGCAAGGAGAAGGCCAAGAGCUGCUCCGUCAUGUGAGCUGGACCAGCAGCGACCCCCCCUGUCUGCCUGCACCUCUCGCCUCUCCUG